AUGGACAACAAUUCUCGGCAGGAGAAUGACUUCCUGGAACAGCGUGAGGACGUACUAGAGAAGCUACAUACAUUCCAGGCCCCAUACGAAGGUCUCGAGUCGUUAUUCUCGCCAUUUGAGAACUAUACUACACGUGCUGCACGGGCGACAUUCAAAGAUGGCCGAAUGCUAGCCGAACUUCGAGACGAUGCUGCAAUCAUCAACCUACUGUCGGGCUCAUAUUCCUCGCUGGAGCUGAUACGCCACAGCGUCCGAAAGGACAUGACUGUGCAUGCAGUAGACAACACUGCUGCGGUCGUGGAUGCUUAUCGACGUCGUCGAAGCGGCGAAGGAUUGUUUGUCGACCCUUCUGUGCCAUCAAGAGCUUUGUCUCAUCGCAGGAAGCCCGAUAGGCUUGUCACCAUUGACAGUGACAACGUCCACAUCGUUCGAGACCUCUCCAACCAGAAAUGGGAUCUCGAAGCCGUGCUGAUCGAGGUCGACCAGUCCAGCCUGAUGUCGCUGAUCUCAAAUUACCAGCAAGUGAUCAGGCGCGGUGGACCAGACCUGCCUAUGGCGGAAACCUUACAGCUACUGGACACCCUUAUCGAGGAUGCGCGUCGUUUGUGUAUACGCAGUCCAGUUCUGUUCCGCAUGUCGACCAGGAAGCUCAUCGUGGCCAGCAAGAACACACGCUAUGGCGUCGACGACGGUGUUAUGUUCAAGACUCUGACAACAUCGACGGGCAUCAGAAACAUCCUAGAACUCAGCGCUUCGUACUACAAUUCGCUGCCGGAUUCAAUACAAGGCUCAUCCGAGAGACAGCAGGUCCGAGCGGAAGUGAGACCUCGCUUCCUCCAAAUGGUCGUCCUUCUGCUGGCUCUCCUCAAUGACAAUGACCUUAGACAGCUUGAAGCUUUCCUUGAGACUACCUUCCGCAUUAAGGCGGAUCGACAGAAUCUAGAGCUCUUGAUUCUGAAAGUCUUGCCUCUGUCGUCUAUCAACUCCAGGAUCUUCCUUCAUGCCUUGGUGACUGCCGUCGACGGCCCUCUGGUCAGACCAUCGCAGCAUGAGGACGAUCAGCGAGAGAUUUGGAAAGCUUUUCUAGGGCAUAUUCUGCAGCUUGGCUAUGUCGUGCCUGGUAGCAUCGACGAAGUAUGUGGACCUGACCACUCAUGGAUAAUUACUUGGCCCGGGGACGGUCUCAAGGACACAAACAUCUUCCGGAAUCUUCAGUACAACGGCGAGUCACGAACCAUAAAUGAGAUCCCCCGCGUGGACCUUAAUCCAGAAUUUGCUGCCGGUGCGGAGCUGACUGUCAUUCUUGCCAAUGGCGUCCGCUUUGUCAUCGCAAGCGCUGAUCUGGAGAAUAUCAUCCGAAUGAGUCCUGGUCGGUACUCUGUCAACGAAGCUCGCAGUGGUGGACGGUCUCUCGAUCUGGAUAUUGACGACACUUGGUCGAUCUUGCCCCACCGAUCGACUUCAGUCGUGCUCUUCGAUUCCGUCUUUCGGCCAGGGCGAUCCAAGUACGACGACUCCACACUUGCAGAGAUUCGUGGAUGCGGGCGUCUCACUUAUCACUGCGCUCGACUCAAUGGGGAGUGCCUUGCAGUCACCUAUAAGAUCGACGGUCGAGCUAUUGGACGGAGGGAGCUCCUCAGGCUGCUUCAGGGGGACCUCAGCAAGAUCGAUGUCAUGGUCAAAGCAGUACAGACUACACUGUCGACUGCAUAUGACGGCCGCAAGACCAGCCAAAACAUCGCAAGCACAUUGUUUCGUUUGCAAGAAGAGCUUGCCGCCGUCAACUGCUAUGUUGAGGAGGCCAACCGGCGCAAAAUGCAAAUGCUCAGAUACGAGGCAUCGCUCCACACUGAGCCUGUCGCCAAAGUCCUGUACCAAGUGGGCGCAAGGGACACGCAGAUUGCGCUAUGGCGAGAGUACUGCAUGUGGCACCAAGCGAACGAGAAUGUGCUAUACGUCGACAGCGAACGUAGAAUGGUCAAGGAUGUCCGCUGGACAGAGGAACAAACCUUGGUGGUCACGUUCCACGAUGUACCUCACAUGCAGUACUUUGCCACGCCACUCAGCAAGGUAUCUGAAAGUGAGAUUGGAGAGCAGUUGAAAAUUGGCGAUCAUGUGCUGCUCUGUGGACAGUAUAUGUGCAUCGUCGAGCAAAGCGGCGAGAGCUAUCAACCUACCGGCCUCGCACCUGGUGACGAGGCAAUUUGGCGAAAGAAUUUGCAGGUGCCAAUUCGACAGCGACGACCUGUCGCAAACAAUGUGCUCAACUACGAUUCGCAGCCACCGCCACCGCAGCAGAGGCGUGUUCCACAAUCGCUUCGACCUGGAAGUCACCAGCAAAGGUCUUUUGCGAUCCGCAAUCCUACAAUACCGGAGCUCGAUACCGAAGCAGUCUAUAGUGAGGCAAGGGCCCAGCAGCAAGCUUUCACACAUGCUCAACAACAGCGUCAGCAGUACCAGCAUCAGCGAUAUUAUGCCAUUGCCCAAGAUCAAUCACAAACUCCAGUCCAGUCAAGUCCCUCGUCACAUAACAGUACCGGCAGUCCGGGCAGCGCCAACUCUGAUUCCACUUCCAGCAGCGACUACAGCCAGCCUGCAGCAUCGCCAACUUCCAGGCCACGUGCACCGACCAACAGCACUUACAGGCCGUCCCAGUCCCACCAAGCCAGGGUCCUCCUCAUCAGCAAUCACCACAGCACCACUCGUCCUACUCACCGCGGCAAGCGCAAACAUCUCAACAGCAAUACCAAUGUCCUCCACCACCCACUCAAUUCCAACCACCCCAACAGCGUCAGCCCCAAUACCUCCGACCCCAAGCCACCAUCCAACAGCACCAGCAGCAAGACGCCGCAAACACGUACGUCACCCGACCGCUGGAGAUGGUGGUCAACUGGCUACGAAUCACAGGUGUUGAUACCAGGGGCCCUGCGGCGCCCAGAGGUGCGAAUCGCAGGGCCGGGCCAGGGAGGGUCCGGAGCUAUAUACGAUAGGAUGUGA
Messenger RNA from Cyphellophora attinorum, 2997 nucleotides. RefSeq lists its product as uncharacterized. The record is from RefSeq and is a predicted model, not a curated record. The transcript is spliced from 4 exons. Bases 1 to 2997 code for a protein of 998 amino acids. NCBI's taxonomy places the organism in Eukaryota, Fungi, Ascomycota, Eurotiomycetes, Chaetothyriales, Cyphellophoraceae.